Messenger RNA from Drosophila bipectinata, 1967 nucleotides. It is a transcript of the gene CCT1, whose product is annotated as chaperonin containing TCP1 subunit 1. Gene Ontology annotation, biological process: protein folding. Gene Ontology annotation, molecular function: ATP-dependent protein folding chaperone; ATP hydrolysis activity; ATP binding. The record is from RefSeq and is a predicted model, not a curated record. Gene Ontology annotation, cellular component: chaperonin-containing T-complex. NCBI's taxonomy places the organism in Eukaryota, Metazoa, Arthropoda, Insecta, Diptera, Drosophilidae.
UCGAAAAGUGAGUCAGGCGGUUCUCGUGCGGUUUCCAGUAUUUGAUUUAUCUCGUUUUUUAUUAAAAGUCGCCAAAACACAGAAGAAAAUGUCGACCCUGGCCACUCCUUUGUCCAUUGCCGGCACCCGUCAAUCGGGCGCCUCUGUGCGCACUCAGAACGUUAUGGCUGCCUUGUCCAUAUCCAACAUCGUAAAGAGUUCCCUGGGACCGGUAGGUCUGGACAAAAUGCUGGUGGACGAUAUUGGCGAUGUUACAGUGACGAACGAUGGCGCCACCAUUCUGCGCCUACUGGAGGUGGAGCACCCGGCUGCCAAAGUUCUGGUUGAGCUGGCUCAGCUGCAGGACGAAGAGGUUGGCGAUGGCACCACUUCCGUGGUCAUUCUGGCCGCUGAGCUGCUGAAAAACGCCGACGAACUGGUCAAGCAGAAGAUCCACCCAACCUCGAUCAUUUCGGGAUACCGUAUUGCCUGUAAAGAAGCCUGCAAAUACAUCUCAGAGCACUUGACCGCCCCUGUUGACGAGCUCGGUCGCGACUCCCUGAUCAACAUUGCCAAGACCUCGAUGAGCUCAAAGAUUAUCGGUGCCGACUGCGAGUUCUUCUCCGCCAUGGUUGUCGAUGCCGCCCAGUCUGUGAAGAUCACGGAUCCCAGAGGUCAGACUGCCUACUCGAUAAAAGCCAUUAACGUGUUGAAGGCGCAUGGAAAGUCGGCUCGCGAAUCUGUCUUGAUUCCGGGUUACGCUCUCAACUGCACCAUCGCCUCGCAGCAAAUGCCGAAGAAGAUUGUCAAUGCGAAGAUUGCCUGCCUGGACUUCUCGCUGCAGAAGACCAAGAUGAAGAUGGGCGUCCAGGUGCUCAUCAAUGAUCCUGACAAGCUUGAGGCCAUUCGCGCUCGCGAGUUGGAUAUCACCAAGGAGCGCAUCAACAUGAUCCUGGGUACAGGAGUCAAUGUGGUGCUGGUGAGCGGUGGUGUCGAUGAUCUCUGCAUGAAGUACUUUGUGGAGGCGGGUGCCAUGGCAGUGCGCCGUGUAAAGAAGAGUGAUCUGAAGAUCAUUGCCAAGGCCACGGGAGCAGCUUUCCUUACCUCGCUUACCAACAUGGACGGUGAAGAGAGCUUCGAUGCCUCGAUGGUGGGAGAGGCUGCCGAAGUGGCACAGGAGCGCAUCUGCGAUGAUGAGCUUAUUCUCAUUAAGGGCACCAAAGCUCGUGCCGCUUCCUCCAUUAUCCUCCGUGGUCCCAAUGACUUCUACUGUGAUGAAAUGGAGCGUUCUGUACACGAUGCCCUGUGUGUUGUGAAGCGCGUUCUGGAGAGCAAAAAGGUUGUGGCCGGCGGCGGCUGUGUAGAGGCUGCCCUCUCCAUUUACUUGGAAAACUUUGCCACAUCACUGGCCUCUCGCGAACAGUUGGCCAUUGCCGAGUUCGCCAAAUCGCUGCUCGUCAUUCCCAAGACUCUGUCCGUGAAUGCGGCCAAGGAUGCCACAGAUCUGGUGGCUAAGUUGCGUUCCUAUCACAACUCCAGCCAGACCAAACCAGAGCACGCCGAGCUCAAGUGGACCGGCCUGGAUCUGAUCGAGGGUGUGGUUCGCGACAACAAGAAGUCGGGCGUUCUGGAGCCGGCCAUGUCCAAGAUCAAGUCGCUGAAGUUCGCCACAGAAGCUGCUAUCACCAUUUUGCGUAUUGACGAUAUGAUCAAGCUGAAUCCGGAGGACAAGAGCGGCAAGAGCUACGCCGAUGCCUGUGCCGCCGGUGAACUGGACGGUUAGAGGUCUACUGGUCCUCGUCUAUUCUGUUUAGGCAUUUAAUUUAAAAUAAAUCACCCACUUUCGAUUCUAAUCGCCCCCAUUAAUUUGUAACAACAAUUUAAUUGUGUUGCCUUUUGCGAUCUGUAUUAACACCACGCAUCCGUAAUCCUUUCUCAUUCACGCUUCAGGACAUAAUAAACUUUGAAUAUGCUGCGGCGCCAACUAA